UCACUCCGAUUGGAUGCUGUUUUCCCGCGUGCGCCACAACUGCCAUUUUGAACCGAGGAGCUUCAGCGGCUUGAAUUCGGCCGCCCGCCUACCUGAGUGAUUGUCUCCCGGUCUCACAUUGUGUCCAGAGAUCCUAAUGUCAACAGAAACAGAUUCAAAGAUGGCGGCAGUUGAGAAAGGAGACAAGGCUGAAGGAACAAAGAGGAGAAAUAAGCCUGAUAAGUCUUCGACCAUUGUAGAAGAAGAAAAAAAUGAAAAAUUGGAGAGUGAAGAGGAAGAGGAGGAGGAAGAGAGGGUGGGAUUACUGGAAAGAAGUCCCAUCGUAGAAGGGAAAAGAGAAAAGAAAAAAGUGGAAAGACUGACUCUACAAGUGACACCAUCUGCAAAAGACACAUUUAGUAUUCCUGAAGGUAGAGGCACAAAGCUGGGAGAAAUUGAGAGGAUACAGUAUUUCAUGGGCAAAACGAAGGCUGAAGAUCUCAAAUCGCUUCACAAAAUCUUAUAUAACAGGCCAGGUUCGCUUGCCACAUUGAAACGAAACAUUCGACUGUUUACUGGGUUCUCAUUUGAAAGCGGCAGUGAGGAGCACAAGAAAAAAGAAGAGGUACUGAAAAAGAAUCCAAUUUCGGUGCUAAAGGUGAUUUGUACUGUUCUGGAUCUGGAGAGAAAAGGCACUAAAGAUGAAAUUGUAUCAAAAAUUCUGAAUUUCCUAAUGAAACCCAAGGCAUCGGGCAAGUCAUUACCAAAGCCUAAAAAAAAACGUCAAAAGGGUGGAAAGAAAGAACAUAGCAGCUCUGGGUCCAAGAAAAAAUCAAAAGCUGCAACCUUAGAAGAAAUUCUCACAGACGAGUCCAGCACUGAAGAGGAAAAGAAAGAAAAGGAAAAAUAUUCAGAUGAAAGUGAUGCAGAGGAAGAAGUGGAGCCACCCAAGAAAGCGUCUAAAAAAGAGAAAUCAACAUCAAAAGCUGUUCCUAAAGGCAAGAAGGGACAAAAUACUAAAGCAACAAAUGUGAAGAAAGCUGACAGCAGUACUGCAAAGAAAACUCCAGCUCCUGCCAAGAAGGACAUGGGCAGUGGCGUUAAAAAGGUGGCUUCGAUUGGGAGGCUAGCUGAGAAAAGUGAUUCUGAAGAUAGUUCAGAUGAUGAACCUCUGAUUAAGAAACUUAAAAAACCACCUACAGAUGAGGAAUUGAAGGAAACAGUCAUGAAAUUAUUGGUUGAUGCAAACUUGGAAGAAGUCACAAUGAAACAAAUCUGCAAAAAGGUAUUUGCCAGCUAUCCAGAUUAUGACCUCUCUGACAAAAAAGAUUUCGUCAAGAACACUGUGAAAGAGUUGAUUUCGUGAUGAAACUCCUCCUAGUUCAAGUGUUAAGAACGCACCAUUACCAUGUUCCUAUGGAUUGAGAAGCGGGAUUGUUAAGCACCAGCACAAAGAGAAGAGAAUGUAUUUCUUUGUAAACCAGUGAGAUUUAUGUUGAAUCUGUCUCAUGUCAAUGUAAAUUGAACAUCUUUCAACUAAUUGCUAUAGAUCUGACUUUUAAGACUUGAAUUUUAUGUUACUUUACUAGCUUUUUUAAAUGUUUGAAAGUGUACAUUUGAAUCUAGAGCUGUGAAUAAAAUUACCUAGUACAUUCAUUGCUUAGAGGUUAAGCAGGUCUUGUUUUUCACCAGCUAGAAUCCAGCUAAAUGAAUUGGGAAAAAAAUAUUUUAGCCUGUUCUGUAGCUUUAAGUUGCCACACAUUUGCAUGUGCUCUGUUCAGUUUAAUUUUUACCUUUGUUUUUGUAUUUAAACAUCUUCAGUGUAAGGCUACGGUUUUAAUCUUGUCAGGGGGAGGUUUUAUUGGCGAUGCAGUAUGUAUACUUCUGUAAGUUACGUUCUUAUAUUGUAGAACUUAUUGAAGAUUGUUAAACAAUUUCUGCCCCAAUUCCCCAAGAGUAAAUAAAACUUUGUACACAAAA
Molecule: messenger RNA, 1959 nt
Organism: Rhincodon typus (whale shark)
Lineage: Eukaryota; Metazoa; Chordata; Chondrichthyes; Orectolobiformes; Rhincodontidae
Gene: dek
Product: DEK proto-oncogene
Exons: 12
Coding region: 137-1345 (402 amino acids)
Biological process (GO): regulation of double-strand break repair; chromatin organization
Cellular component (GO): nucleus
Molecular function (GO): DNA binding; histone binding
Source: RefSeq, a predicted model, not a curated record